Messenger RNA from Condylostylus longicornis, 2094 nucleotides. RefSeq names its product alkaline phosphatase 4-like. Gene Ontology annotation, biological process: dephosphorylation. The transcript is spliced from 3 exons. Gene Ontology annotation, molecular function: alkaline phosphatase activity. The record is from RefSeq and is a predicted model, not a curated record. Lineage: Eukaryota; Metazoa; Arthropoda; Insecta; Diptera; Dolichopodidae. The coding region runs from base 277 to 1971 and encodes 564 amino acids.
CUUACAUUUCUGUUAUACAUAAUAAAAUUCUUUAUAUAAUAACAAAAUAUAAUAUAACAAUAAAUUAUUUUUAUAAAAAAAAAAAAAAAACUACAUAAUAAAAAUAAAAAUGCAUUUAAGUUAAUUGAUAAAAUUUAAAAUUAAAUUUUAAAUAAUUAUUGCUUUAAAUAAUUUAAAUAUACGUGGUUGUGAUAUCUCAUUUAUUAAAAUAUUAUUUAAUUUUUAAAUUGAAUUUAUUUUAUUUUUGAACAAAAUAAUAAUAAUAUAAUAAUAAUUAUGUUUGAAUUAAGUAAAAUAUAUUUUUUAAUUAAUUUAUUUAUGUUACUUAUACUACAUUAUAAUGUAAAUCUAAGUGCUGCAGCUGUAUUUAAUAGGAAUUUAAAAUAUGAAGAUGAAAAAUAUUGGCAACAAAUUGGUAUGAAAUAUCUGAAAAAACGAAUUAAUUUAUUAGAUGGGAGUGAAAUACCCAAAGCAAAAAAUAUUAUAUUUUUUUUGGGUGAUGGCAUGGGUAUGACAACUGUAACAACAGGAAGAAUUUAUAAAGGUCAAUUAAAUGGAAAUUCUGGAGAAGAUAGUUCAUUAGUUUUUGAUGAUUUUCCAAAUACGGGAUUAGCAAAGACUUACAAUAUUGAUAAGCAAGUACCAGAUUCAGCUGGUACAGCAACUGCAAUUUUUACUGGUGUUAAAACACGUUAUGGUAUUAUUGGUAUGGAUAAUUCAACAAGUCCAUUUGAUGCAGAAACUGGUAAAUUAGAUUCAAUAAUGAAAUGGGCACAAAAUGUUAAUAAAAGUACUGGUAUUGUAACAACAACGCGUAUAACACAUGCAACUCCAGCUGCAACAUAUGCAUCAAUUUAUGAUCGUGACUGGGAAUGUGAUUCUGAAAUACCAGAUACUAGCCGUGGCAUUUACAAAGAUAUUGCUAGGCAAUUAGUUGAAAAUGAACCGGGAAUAAAUUUUAAUGUUAUAUUUGGUGGUGGCUUAAAACCAAUGGGCAAUAAAAAUAAUGAUGAAGUAGCAACUGUUACAUUUGAAGGCAAAACUGAAAAAAUAUGUGAUCGUACUGAUGGUAAAAAUUUAGUAGAAAAUUGGUUAAAUUUAACUGGAGAAAAUAGACAAUUUGUCAAAAAUCGAGAUGAAUUAAUGAAUUUAAAUAUAAAAAAUGUUAGUCACGUUUUGGGAUUAUUCCGAAAUAAUCAUAUAACAUAUUCAAUAGCAAGACAAAUUGGUGAACCUGCUUUAAGUGAAAUGGUUCAACAAGCAAUUCGUAUAUUAUCAAAAAAUGAUAACGGAUAUGUAUUAAUGGUUGAAGGUGGUCGAAUUGAUCAGGGACAUCAUCAAAAUUAUGCUCAUGCAGCAUUACAAGAGGUUGUUGAAUUUGAUAAAGCAAUAGAAAUCGCUUUAAAUAUGACGAAUCGUAAAGAUACAUUAAUAAUUGUAACAGCAGAUCAUUCACAUUCUAUGACAUUUAAUGGUUAUCCGGGACGUGGGAAUAAUAUUUUAGGUUUCGCCAAUAAAAAAAAUGUAUUUCCGUAUGAAACAAUAACAUAUGCAAAUGGUCCUGGUUUUUUUAAACAUAGAUCAUCUUUACAUACAUCAUAUUUAAACAAUACUGAAAAUAUACGAUUUAAUACAUGGAUACCAGUAGAAGAGAUUGAUUCAAAUAUAAGAAAUCAACCAACAUACAAAAAUUUAGCUGCAUUUCCUAUAAUCGAUGCAGAUGAGACCCAUGGUGGGGAAGAUGUUCCUGUAUUUGCUAUAGGACCUGGUUCAAAUCUUAUUGGUGGUGUAUUUGAACAAAAUUAUUUAGCAUAUGUUAUGAGUUAUGCUGGUUGUAUGGGACCAGCAAUGAAUUUAGAUAAAAGUUGUAUGGAAAGAAGUAGUAGUACACAAAGUAAAAGUUCUACUUUAAUAAUAAGUAGCUCAUUAUUAAGUAUAACAUUGAUAUAUAGUAUAUUAACGUUGUUUUAAGUACAACAAUGUGUAAUAAGAAAAAAUACCAAGAAAUGCUUUAAUUUUGGAUUUUUCCAAAAUAUUUAUUUUAUUUGUAAAAAUUUGAAUUUGAAUAAAAGUAUUGUAGUAAUUGAUAGGUAA